AGUAAUUUGAUAUGGGAUCUUUAGAUAUGAAAUCAAACCAAAAGGCCUUGGAACCAGAUAUUGAAAUCUCAAGCAAUGAGAGUGAACCAAUGGUGGAUUCUCCUACUACUUCGGAUAAAGAUGACCUACUAGAGUUAAUGUCAGAUCCUACGACUGCAAGUGAUAGUGAUGUUAACGAGCUCACGAUACAUUCUCCUAGUAUUGACUUCAAUGAAGACCACGCAUCGUGUUCUUCUUCCUCUAUGUCAUCAAGUGAUUUUAUAUUAGAAGAGCCCUUUCAAGACUCUGAGAGCCAACAUGGUGAAAAGACUAGUGUUGAAAUUCCUCCUAUCCAAGUGAUGGAACGUCCAACUAGCGAAAGAUAUAGAAUUCCAUCCUCUGUAUUUGCUAGAAAGGAAUCUAUUAAUACAGGUUGGGGCAUGCCUUCAAAUGAAUCUUUAUUUAGUAUUAAUAUGGGAGGCAUGAGUUUCCGUAACCAAGAUAGUUUGGUUUGGAGAUCUGGUGAUUUAGACUUGGGUUAUUCUAUAGAACCGUCUCCAUGUGGCACACCAAUAGAGGUAGGGACCAUUCCUGAAUUAGAUGAAACUGGUGAAACCAGCGAGUCAGAUGCAUCUGACAAAAAUCUUGAGGUGGAUGGAGGUAGUAGCUCUCAAGAGUUUAGUGAACAAGGUAGAAGUCACAAGUUGAGCGAGGAGGAUAAGAUUCAGAGUUUGAGUGAAAUAAGUAAGAACCAUGGACCAAGUAUUGCAAGCGAACCUGUGAGUCCAAUUAUACAAGAUGGUCAAGGAAAUGAAUCUGUUGUCGAAGAGCUUAACUCUCAUUUUGCUGCAGAAAGUGGUGAUAGAAGUUCUUUUGCGUUUCCAAUUUUAACCGCGAAUACAGAUAAAGGGACUUCAUCUAGGAUAACCAAUUCUCCAAAGGGAAUCCCACAAUCAGCAAAGUCAGAACCACAAUUAGAGACACGGUCCCAUUCAGAGCCAAAGCCUGAAGCAGACAAAGAGACCAAUCAAUCUGGGCCGCCCAAAGCAGACCCUCCGCCUGCAACUUGGACAAACUGCUUUGGAUGUUGUACAUCUUGUUCUUGAGUUUGAACAACAAUUGGUGAGUUCAUGUAUGUUCACUUACAAAUUCUCCGCCCUUUGUACCAUCCGGCCUUUUUGAUGGGAUUUGGACUGCAAAAGAAGGAAACAAAAUGAGAAGAUUAUGUGUAUACAAGUGACGAGGCAACGAUAACCGAGGAAUCAAUCUUAGUAGCGUCCUGAUACAGUAGGUUUUCAUUGUAGAUUAGUAGUUUUGUUUGGAGUCAAGCCUGCACAAAUGAUGCGUGGACUUGAUAUAGUUAGAUUUUUUGUAAGAUAUCAUUCGAAUA
Molecule: messenger RNA, 1369 nt
Organism: Erigeron canadensis
Lineage: Eukaryota; Viridiplantae; Streptophyta; Magnoliopsida; Asterales; Asteraceae
Exons: 2
Coding region: 12-1085 (357 amino acids)
Source: RefSeq, a predicted model, not a curated record